Messenger RNA from Williopsis jadinii, 2719 nucleotides. It is a transcript of the gene CRS1, whose product is annotated as cysteine--tRNA ligase. The record is from RefSeq and is a predicted model, not a curated record. The transcript has 2 exons. Gene Ontology annotation, cellular component: cytoplasm. Lineage: Eukaryota; Fungi; Ascomycota; Saccharomycetes; Phaffomycetales; Wickerhamomycetaceae. Gene Ontology annotation, molecular function: ATP binding; cysteine-tRNA ligase activity. Bases 24 to 2291 code for a protein of 755 amino acids. Gene Ontology annotation, biological process: cysteinyl-tRNA aminoacylation.
UGAAGCGCUUAGGCAUAAGGACUAUGACCACAGUGAAUAAGAGUAAGGUUGUGCAGCCGAAGUGGCAGGUACCUGUGCAGAAGCAGGAGAAGCCAGUUCUCAAGCUUUAUAACUCGUUGACGAGAUCGAAGGAGGAGUUCGUGCCGUUGGACUCUGCUGAGGUGACGUGGUACUCUUGCGGACCGACUGUUUACGACUCGAGUCAUAUGGGCCAUGCCCGUAACUACGUGUCAAUUGACAUCAACAGAAGAAUCCUGCAGAAGUACUUUAGAUACAACGUGAAGUUUGUGCAGAACGUUACUGAUAUUGACGAUAAGAUCAUUAUCAGAGCACGCCAGAAUUACCUGUUUGAGGAGUUUGCAAAGGAUUUGGCAGAUGAGAAGACCGUUCCUGCUGGUGUCAUCGACAAGGUUGAGCAUGGAUUCCAAAGCUUUGUUGAAAAGAACCUCCCGGAGGCCCCGGUGAAUGCUGCAGAGUUCGACAAGUGGGCAUCUGCUGUUAAUGUGUCAGAAGAACAAGCAAAGAACCCCAAAUUCCAAAUGUACUAUAACUCUGCUGUUUCCACUCGCUAUGCGCUGGAAAACUCAAAGUCAAUCACCAAGGAGGAAUUCUUACAAGGUGUUAAGGAUAUCAUUUCUCCAGUCCUGGACAAGGAGAAGGGCUCCACAGUGAAUGACCCUGAAGUGUUCCGUGCUUUACCUUCCUACUGGGAGCGUAAGUUCAACGAGGACAUGGCAGCACUGAACGUGCUACCACCAGAUGUCGUGACUAGAGUCUCAGAGUACGUGCCAAACAUCAUCUCCUUUGUUGAGAAGAUCAUUUCAAACGGAUACGCUUACGCUACUAACGAUGGUUCUGUCUAUUUCAACACUGUGGCAUUUGAUCAAUCUGAUAAGCAUGACUACGCUAAAUUACAACCAUGGAACAAAGGUCAACUUGAUCUGAUUGCCGAUGGCGAAGGUUCUCUAACGACCUCCGAUGCUGGGAAAAGAUCUCCAAACGAUUUUGCCCUUUGGAAGGCAUCGAAGCCAGGUGAGCCAGAAUGGGAUUCUCCUUGGGGAAAAGGCCGUCCAGGAUGGCACAUUGAAUGUUCCGUGAUGGCUAGUGAUAUCCUUGGCCCGCAGAUUGAUAUUCACUCUGGUGGUAUUGACUUGGCAUUCCCUCAUCACGAUAACGAGCUGGCACAAUCCGAAGCGUGCUUCGAUAACCACCAAUGGAUCAACUACUUCUUACACACAGGUCAUCUGCACAUUGAAGGUCAAAAGAUGUCCAAGAGUUUGAAGAAUUUCAUCACGAUUCAAGAGGCUUUGGAAACGUACAGUGCCAGACAACUCAGACUGGCAUUUGCAUUUACGCAAUGGAACAACCAAUUGGACUUCAAGAAGAGUCUACUGCAAGAGGUGAAGGCAUUUGAAAGCUCCUUGAGCAAGUUCUUCCAAAACGUUAGAGCAUUCAACCACGAAUACAACGAUAGACUUGCUAAAGGAGACGUGAUCUCAAAAGCUAUCGGACCUUUAGAAAAACAACUUUUGCAAGAUUUGAAAGAUGCUAAAGCUAAUGUGCACGCUGCAUUCUGUGAUAACUUGGCCACUCCACAGGCAUUGAAACAAUUGUCAGAUUUGGUCAGUAAGACCAACGCUUACAUCACCGCAGCCGACUCUGAAUUGAGAAUCGAUCAAAUUAACCAAGUCACCUUCUUUGUCAGUGACAUCUUGGAUAUUCUGGGUCUUCCUGCUCGUCGUGAUCAGCUUGGAUGGGAAGAUGCCUCCACCACAGAGUCCUCAGGCUCCACGGAGGACGUCUUGCUACCAGCUUAUAAGCUAUUGUCCAAAUUCAGAGAUACUGUCCGUGCUGCUGCGAUUGCAAACAAGGAAUCCCGUGACCUUCUUGCUGAAUGUGACUCGCUACGUGAAGAGCUACUCCAAAGCGGUGUUUCUCUUGAUGACCGUACCGACGGUAAAUCAGCCCUCGUGAAGAUCCUCACACCAGCGGAGAAGGAGGAGGCCAUCAAGCUCCAGCAGGAGAAGAAGCAACGCGAGGAGGAGAAGAAGCAGAAGAAGCUACAGCAGCAGAAGCUCAAGGAAGAACAAGAGAAGCUGAAACUCGCAAAGGCUAAGAUCCCACCUUCCGAGCUCUUCAAGACGGAGCAAUUCUCCGAAUGGGACGAAACCGGUAUGCCGCUAAAGGACAAGGACGGGAACGAAGUGAGCAAGAGCAUGAAGAAGAAACUCCAGAAGCAAUACGACGCUCAGAAGAAGCUCCACGAUGAGUAUAUAGCCUCCAAUGCCUAAUCCACACCAUAUCCGGCGCGGUUACCCGGCCUUCAUUGCCAUUCCCGUCGUAGUCGUAGCCACCUCCGCGAAUAUUUCCUAUUCGGGAACGGGGAGGGCGCUUUCCCCUCUGGGCGAGCUGAAGAACGCAAAGCAAAAGUUUUUGCGGCGUUGUGAAAAUUUCCUCUCCUUUCCGCCAACGUGUUGUUGUUCUUCUUCAACACAUCAAAACAAAGCAAUACUUCAAGGCUCUUUGGUGUAAAAAGAACAGGUUCCCGCCCUUUGUACUAUCACGGAUCAUAAAGCAAGCGAAGAAGGAGAAAAUCACCUUUCUGUCUAGUUUAUUAUCUUGAAUUGAAAGCAGUACAGUGUAAACCAAACCAUACCAUACCGAGCCGAAACAAAGUACACUUGUAACCAUUCGUAAUCAUAAGUGAACGAGCAACGGG